Molecule: messenger RNA, 681 nt
Organism: Myzus persicae (green peach aphid)
Lineage: Eukaryota; Metazoa; Arthropoda; Insecta; Hemiptera; Aphididae
Exons: 1
Coding region: 1-681 (226 amino acids)
Molecular function (GO): nucleic acid binding; zinc ion binding
Source: RefSeq, a predicted model, not a curated record
AUGGCGGUCACCAUUGACCGGCCGGCGGAAGGAGGCUCCCUAGCUUCCGUGAUGAGGAAGAUAUCGAGUUCGAUCAACCUCCAGUCUCUUGGCGUCAAGGUCCUGACGACGAGGAAGACUAGAGUGGGAGGAAUUCUCCUUGAGAUUGAGGGACACGAUAAAGCUACACUGCUAGCUGGGAAGAUCCGGGAGGUGGUAGGAGAUGCGGCCAGGGUCAGGAUACCCGAGCCUCGUACGCAAAUUUUACUGCUGGGAAUUCCUGAAUGGGCAGAGGCAGAGAGCGUCGUUGCCGGCGUCUCUCAGGCGGGAGUUACCGGAGUCACCUCAGAGCACGUGACCAUCCGCAAGAACUCUGGUGGAAGAGGGGAGUUCGUCGCGAGCUUACACUUGCCGAUCAAGGACGCCAUCACACUUGCGGAAAAGAAAGCGGUCACCGUGGAGUGGACCAGGUGCAGGGUGAAACUGUUGGCCAGCAACCAGCCCACCUGCUUCCUCUGCCAAGGCAAAGGUCACCUUAGUGCCGAGUGCCGGAACGAGGCCAAGUCCCGCCGCUGCUUUAGGUGCAAAGCCGACGACCACCUGGCGAAGGACUGUGCCCUGCAGAAGCAGGCGCAGCAGCAGCAGUCGCAGCCCUCAACCUCAAGCUGUGAGGAGCUCGCAGAAGAAAGUGGAGCUGUGUGA